Molecule: messenger RNA, 1413 nt
Organism: Thamnophis elegans (Western terrestrial garter snake)
Lineage: Eukaryota; Metazoa; Chordata; Lepidosauria; Squamata; Natricidae
Product: serum amyloid P-component-like
Exons: 2
Coding region: 359-1030 (223 amino acids)
Biological process (GO): innate immune response
Molecular function (GO): complement component C1q complex binding
Source: RefSeq, a predicted model, not a curated record
CCUUGUUGUUCGUGUUUGUACACCUUCUAGAGUCUCAACAUCUUUUUUGUGUCAUGGUGACCAGAACUGGAUGGAAAAUUUCAAGGGUGACUUCACCACUACAAUAUAAAGCAGUACUAAUACUUCUUGUGUUGAUUUAAUCUGAUUAAAUGACAUCAAUUCAUUCAUGGAGAAAACCCCAAAUGACAGCUAAGCCUGCCCCUUGUUUGAAGUUCAGGAGACACGUAAGACAGGUGUCACCAUUUGAGAAGCUGAUUUGGUCCUUCAAGGAGGACACCGCUCAGCACCCGAGGACAUCGGAACGAGAGGACCUGCCCAGGGUUCCUGCAACCAGCUGUUUCCUGCGUCGUCCACCAAGAUGGUCCUCCUUCCUUCUCUCCUCGUUAUCCUUGCCUGCCUCUCAGGAUCCUUCGGCCAAGAAGAUCUCCAGAAGAAGGUCUUCGUUUUCCCGGCGACUUCUCCCAAGGCCGCCGUGCGCCUGAAUGUAAACCUUCAGCAGCCCCUGACCAAACUCUCCGUCUGCCUGAAACACCACUGCCCGCUCUUACGCCCUUAUUCCCUCUUCUCUUAUGCCACCCAGGCCCACGACAACGCUUUCCUGAUUUUUAAGGAAGACCACAGCGUCUAUUCGGUUAGCAUAGGCAACUCGGAUGUACUCUUCAAGAUCCCUAGGCAAGUUAUUCCGAGUUGGGAGCACAUCUGCGUCUCCUGGAACUCCAGAAACGGGCUGAUUUAUUUUUGGCUCAACGGCGUCCUUCUCCCCCGCUUGGGAACCAAAAGGGGUUACAAGAUCAGCCACCAGGCCUCCAUCUUCCUGGGGCAAGACCAGGAUACCUUCGGAGGGGGCUUCCAAGCCAGCCAAUCCUUCGUGGGCGACAUGGCGGAGGUCAACAUGUGGCCAAGGAUGUUGACCUCCGAUGACGUCAGGCUCCUCAUGAAAGAUGACACCGUGCCCGACCCUCUAUUCAGCUGGAGCUCUUUUAAUUACACAAUUCAGGAUUAUGUGGUCCUUACGGAGGAAGUGCCUUAGGCUGUUUCCCCAAAGGGAAGACCUGCGCUCGAAAGGAAUUCUCUUCUGGAGGAGGGUGGGGAGAGAAAAGAAAUGCAUAGUUUUAGUGUAUAGCAAAUUUGAAGUAGAUCGUGAUUGAUAUGUAGACGAUCCGUGCCCGGGAAAAUCACCAGCGGGAACGUGAUUCUAACCUCCUUGCAAUAAAAUAAGGCGCUUGUUCAUGAUGACGCCGAAUUUCUCUUUAUUCUCAUCGCGCAAUGGGGAGCCAAAGAACAGAGCAGGGGGUGAUUUCCACUUUUCUUCCUUGUUACACGGGGGUUGCAUCACCAACUUGUAAACGGCCCAUAAUCCCUUGUGGGGUGGAGUCCCGAAUGCAGCUAGCAGAGUGUUUACUGGCCCGAUAC